AUGGCGGGAGAACAUGGUCCGGCGUGUGGUGCCUGCGCGAGAAAGAGCAGCAGCCUCCGUAAAGACGAUUACGAAGAGACCUUUCCACCUCUCCAAACUGCAGCCAAUACUGGUCUCGUCAAUACUGGUCGCGUCAAUACUGGUCGUGUCAAUGCUGGCCGUGUCAAUGCUGACCGUGUCAAUGCCGACCGUGUCAAUGCCGACCGUGUCAAUGCCGACCGUGUCAAUGCCGACCGUCUCGCCAAUCCUGGUCUCGUCAAUACAGGUCUCGCCAAUCCGGGUCUCGCCAAUACUGGUCGCGUCAAUCCUGGUCUCCAUGCCCGCCGUGGUGCAAUCGACUUGGGUCAAGGGAGCAACUUGAGUGACUACCUCAAGCAACGUGACAGUCUCAAUCAUGGCGGGGCCGUCAACAAUUUUGUCAAUGGAAGCAGCAUCGCGCGAAAUGACUCGAGCCACUCCAGUGCGUCCACCGUCAUCUACAAUCCCUCUGGCUUGGUCUUCGCCCCUGUUGGGGUCACAGACAUGUACUACCGCGGUCCGCUUCGCUUCGCUGGCUUCGUUCCAUACCAGUCUGCCAACUCUCCCGGUCACUUGUCUCGAUCAUCCAUCACCAGCGGUGGCGGUGGCGGUGACGUUGCCAACAACUCUGUCAACCCUCACUACUACAUAUCUCGUCCUACGAUCAUCGGCAGUGGCGGUUACGGUGCCUACCAGCCUGUCUACCCUUACGGUCAUAUGGCUCAUGCACCCAUCACCAGUGCUGGCGGUCACGGUGCCUACCAGUCUGUCUACCCUUACGGUCAUAUGGCUCAUGCACCCAUCACCAGUGCUGGCAGUAACGGUGCCUACCAGUCUGUCUACCCUUACGGUCACAUGGCUCGUGUACCCAUCACCAGUGCUGGCGGUGAUGUUGCCCACGAGUCUCUCUACCCUGUUGGUGACGUCUUACCUGCAUCCACCACCGAUGCUAGCGGUGGGAUUGCCUACGGGUCUCUCUACUCUGUUGGUGACAUCUCACGUGCAUCGAUCACCGGUGCUGGCGGUAACGAUGCCUACGAGUCUCUCGACCCUUACGCUCGCAUCGCACGUAGAUACGCCACCAGUGCUCGCAACAACGGUGUCAUAGCCCCAUUGACGAGUGCCUAUGCUCCGACUCCUCGACGCACUGUUCCCUUCGCUGAUCAGAUCAAUGCACCUUUGCCACUCGACGAGCCUGGCACCAUUGGACAGAGUGAAGCUGCCACCGGAUUGAACUCUGCACCACCAGCCAAUGUCGGCGUCAUUGGUGACAGACGUACCCCGAAGAACUAG
Capronia coronata CBS 617.96 is the source of this 1311-nucleotide messenger RNA. RefSeq lists its product as uncharacterized. The coding region runs from base 1 to 1311 and encodes 436 amino acids. The transcript is spliced from 3 exons. The record is from RefSeq and is a predicted model, not a curated record. Lineage: Eukaryota; Fungi; Ascomycota; Eurotiomycetes; Chaetothyriales; Herpotrichiellaceae.